GGACAUCAACCUUUGGGAAAGAGGCCAGGUGUGGAGGCCUGUCCCCAGCAGGGAGGAAAGGCCAGGUCUACCAAAGGCUGGGGUCUGUCCCUGUGAUCCCUGAUGCCACAUCGCUGAUGCAGCUACGGGAAGAUGGCACGAUGGCCUGAGCCCAGGAGCAGGGGCAAAGCUCAGGUUGGCAAAGGGUCAGGGGUCUGGGGUCAGGCUGGAGGUGAGGGAGGGGCCGGGCCUGAGGUCAGGUCUGGAAGGAACAGGAUGUCUGUGCUGGGGAGGGAGGGUGAGAGCAGUGCCAGAAAGCAGCUCCUGGGCAGCCCUGGGCUCCUCCCCACCUGGCCCCGUCCCCGGAGCCCCUCCCUGUCCUCCCAGCUACAGAUCCGCCCAGGGGCACCGACCAGCUCCCUUCACAAUGCUGGUGGUCAGUGGCGUUUAUCCCCAGCUACGCCUCCUCCUGCUCCUGCUCCUGGCCCCCCACAGCCAUGAGGAGGGCCUCCCUCCUCAGCGAAGGUUUGAGUACAAACUCAGCUUCAAAGGACCAAGGCUGGCAUUGCCUGGAGCUGGAAUACCCUUCUGGAGCCAACACGGAGAUGCCAUCCUGGGCCCGGAGGAAGUGCGGCUGGUCCCAUCCAUGCAGAACCGGAGCGGUGCCGUGUGGGGCACGGCUCCUGUCCUCUUCUCUGCCUGGGAGGUGGAGGUGCAGAUGAGAGUGACUGGGCCGGGGCGCCAGGGAGCCCAGGGCAUGGCCGUGUGGUACACCCAGGGCAGGGGCCAUGUAGGCUCUGUCCUGGGGGGGCUGGCCUCAUGGGACGGCAUCGGGAUCCUCUUCGACUCUUCAGCCAAGGACAGCUGGAGCAGGCCUGCCAUCCGUGUGCUGGCCAGUGAUGGGCCUACCCCUGACGAGCAACUAGGCUGGAGUCCAAGCGCCCACAGGGAUGGAGGCAGCCGGGAGCUGGGCUCCUGCCACCGGGACUUCCGGAACCGGCCACAUCCCUUGAGAGUGCGGAUCACCUACUGGGAGCAGAGGCUGCAGGUGUCUGUGAACAACGGCCUCAUUCCCAAUGGCCCAGAAGAGGUCUGCGUUGAUGUGGGGCCCCUGUUUUUGGCCCCUGGAGGUUUCUUUGGGGUCUCAGCAGCCACCAGCACACUGGCAGAUGACCACGAUGUCCUGUCCUUUCUCACCUUCAGUCUGAGUGAGCUGGGUCCACAGCCUCCCCACCAGCCCUUCCUGGAGGUGGAGCAGCUCCGCCUGGCAAGGCAGCUAGAAGGGCUGUGGGCAAGGCUGGCGCUACGCACCAAGGAGGACGUGAUGCCAAAGCUGGGCUCCGAAAGCCAGGGCGAGGCUCUGUCCCAAUCCCCAGGGGAAAGGACCUUUGAUGUGGAGGCAACACUGGGCAGACACAGCCGGAUCCUGCAGGCCCUUCAGGGUCUCUCGGAGCAGCUGGCCCAGACUGAGAGGAGCUGGAAAAAGCAGCUGGGAUCCGUGGGCCAGGCUGGGCCUGAAGGAGCCUGGGACUCUGCCCGGGCCAGCGCCUUGCUCCAGGGACAGCACACUCUGCUCCGGGCCCUGCAGGGGAUGAGGGAUGCAGCUGCCCACAUGGCCUCCAGAGCCCAGGUCUUCUACUUGCCUGUGGGUACCAAGCAUCAUUUCUUAGAGCUGACCCAGAUCCUGAGCCUCCUGCAGAAAGACCUUCGGGGCCCAGCGAAAUCGGCAGCCAAGGAGCCCCGCCCACCUGGCCGGUCCCCAGGGGCCUCCUCAUGUCUGCGGCCUGGCAUCUUCCUGUUCUUCCUCCUCAUCCAGACUGUAGGCUUCUUCUGUUAUGUGCACUUCAGCAGGCAGGAGGUGAACAGGAGCCUUCAGGACUAUUUGUCCACAGGCAGCCUUCCUCUGAGUCCUGCGCCAUGCAUCCCUAGGGCCCUGGGGGCUCUGAGGAGGCAGCCCCUCUCCUCCAACAUGCAUGCGUGACCCACCGCUAAGCCCUGAAGAAAUAACCACUUGUCAUUGGAAGUAAAUGGUCCCUGGGGGUGGCUGGCUUGGCCAGUAGCCUCUCCCUCUGGGUGCCCAGGUCUUACCUACACCUUAGCUUUUAGAGAAUUUCCAACUUUACUAAAGGUGAUUUCCCUCUC
This is a messenger RNA of Manis pentadactyla (Chinese pangolin), 2121 nucleotides long. It is a transcript of the gene LMAN1L, whose product is annotated as lectin, mannose binding 1 like. Gene Ontology annotation, biological process: endoplasmic reticulum to Golgi vesicle-mediated transport; Golgi organization; endoplasmic reticulum organization. Gene Ontology annotation, cellular component: COPII-coated ER to Golgi transport vesicle; endoplasmic reticulum-Golgi intermediate compartment; endoplasmic reticulum membrane. The transcript has 13 exons. The coding region runs from base 407 to 1960 and encodes 517 amino acids. The record is from RefSeq and is a predicted model, not a curated record. NCBI's taxonomy places the organism in Eukaryota, Metazoa, Chordata, Mammalia, Pholidota, Manidae. Gene Ontology annotation, molecular function: D-mannose binding.